Molecule: messenger RNA, 3148 nt
Organism: Podarcis raffonei (Aeolian wall lizard)
Lineage: Eukaryota; Metazoa; Chordata; Lepidosauria; Squamata; Lacertidae
Gene: EPOP
Product: elongin BC and polycomb repressive complex 2 associated protein
Exons: 1
Coding region: 728-2614 (628 amino acids)
Source: RefSeq, a predicted model, not a curated record
GGGGUGGGGGUGUGUGUUCGAUGUUGGGGGUUUUAUGACAUCACCAGGUUAAAGUACCCAAUCAGCUUGCGCUCUGGAGAAAAUUAUUUCAUGGGGUGUUUCCUAUAAUAUACUGUACUUCCAAGUCUGUCUUGAAGAAAGAAGCCAAAGGGGGGUGGGGGAAAGGUGGACAUGACAAGGAUUUUGGUGUGCAACCUGGGUGCUUUUAAAAACCUCUUUUACGGGUUGUGGUUUUUUUUUUAACGUGUGUGCUACUGUCUCUCUUUUUCUUCGGCUGUGGAGACUUCGUUGGUUUUAAAGAUCUAUCUGCAAAUUCAAAGGAGAGCUUUUUUUUUAAAAAAAGAGGCAUGCUGAGAGGGGGGAGAUUCCUUGUUUCUUCCCUCCCUCCCCUCCCCACCAAACACACACCGCUGGACUAAGAUAGGAAAGGUACCAGGAGGAGGAGGAGGAGGGAAAGGACCAUGGCAAGACCACAAUCUUCUCCUUUGCAACCCUCUCUGGAUUUCUAGAGUGGAGCAAGAAAGAAAGGCAGCGAGAAAAGGCGGCUCUGGAGCCUCAAGGGAUGCCUUCCAAAGGAAAAUUCAUCACUCAACGGCGGCGGGUUGAUUUUGGGGGGUAGGAGGGAGCAUGAGGAGGGGUUGGGAGAGGAACCCCUCUUUCUAGCUGCCCCCUCGCUGGUGGCUGCGAAGCCCCCCCCCUUUUUUUACGAAUAAGCAGAUAAACAAACAUGUUCCUGACCUGCGGGAUGGCUCCUGCCGCCGCCACCGUGGAUUACAAUGGAGAUUUCCAAGCUGGCUACCAGGAAAUCGACGGCAUCACUUUGGGCUACUUGCAGAUCAACGGCACGCGGAUGUUCGCCCUGACGCAGGUCUUCAGCGACCUGUUUAAGGACAUCCCGAGGGCCACCGUGAGCAAGAAGAUGGAAAGCCUCAAGAUCCAGAGCCGCCGCUGCGACCUGAAGGAGCUGCGCACCCUCAAAGCCAUCCAGUCCGUGCCAACGCGCGCCGUCAAGUGCUCGCUCAUCUCCAAGGCGGACCUGGAGGCCCUCUGCACCUCUUGCAAGGCCCUGGCCCCCAGGAAGAGGAAGAGGAAGAGGAAAAGCAAGAGGAGGGAAGCCGGGGACCUGUUCAACCGGCCCCGGUUACUUCCCGCGUACAGCGCAGCCGACGGCGCCUUUCGCGCCAACGUGGGUGCCGGCUGCGCCAAACGGGACGCGCUCUUAGGGGCCCCGUUUGCCAGAGGCUACGAGAAAGCCGCGCCGCUGCCGAAGAGCUACAGCCGCAGCGGCCGAGAGCAGCUCCUGGCCGGCGUGCUGAGCGCUUACCCCGGCGACUUGCAGCUCCUCCACUCGGCCGUCAGGGCGCACGGCACCGGCCAAGCGCCCGGCGAGGCGGAGGCCGGGCGCACCAAGCGCUCGGCUUGCGGGUGCCUCGGCAAGGAGAAGGGUCGCUCGGCAUCCUUCGCGGGCCCCAAGAGGCAAGGCACGUCGGCCGGCUACUCCAGCGACUCGGAUUCCAGCGGCGCGUCCAGCCCGGCCAGCUCCAGCGACUCCUCGGAAGAGGACGACGACGACGACGACGAAGAGUCAUCUUGCAGCAGCGAAGAAGGCAGCUCCUCCGGCUCGGAAAGCAGCUCCCUGUGUAGCGGGGACUCGGUGCAGAGUACCCGCUACAGGCAGGCGGCGCUUCCUCGGAUCCCACCCCAAGCUGCCUCCCCUCAAGCCCUCUCUGGCGUAGCCAAAGCCUUGCGCCCUGACCCGAACUUACUCUUCUGGGCCAGGACGCUGCGCGCCUCCACUUUGGAAAGUUUCAAGCCGGCUCCUACCACCGUGCCAAAGGUGCCCCCGCGUGAGGACCCGGAACCCCGAGUAAAGCAGGAGGCGAGGAGCUCUCCCGUCUUCCCUGCCCGUCCCAGCAGCCCCAGCGAGGGCCCGCAGCCAAAGCGAGGCUUUCGGGAAGCUUCGGAGUUGCGCGCCCCGGAGCGCGAAGACUUCUCCAAGGACGCCGACUUCCUUUGCUCCAGUGAGGACCUCCACGUUGGCGAGCCGGACAAGGCUGAGGAAUCAGCUCUGCACCAGGACUCCAAGGAAGGGUCGGGGAGGGAAGCUCAAUUCGACAGGCUUAUCCGGCAGUCCAAGCUGUGGUGCUACGCCAAAGGCUUCAAUGUGGACGGGAAAGGUUUGCGCAGGGCCGAGCAGGCCAAAGGGAGUUCCUCCGCCUCCAGAGCCGGCCUCCUCAGCCUGGCCAAAAGCGGCAGCGACUUAGAAAGGAACGCUAAACGCAGGCGUGCCGAGCAGGAAAGGCAGGCCAAAGGGAGGCCCCCAAAGAUUUCGAGGAAGACGACCAAAAAGGGGGCCACGCCGCCUUGCAAACGCUUGCUCCACACCAGCCCGGCUCCCGCCAGGAAUCCGUUUUCUUUGAUGGGUACCUUUCCCUGUACGCCCGCUUUGGUCGUCGGCUCUGAUGGGGAUCUGUGUCCUGCGUCCUCUCUGUGCGUAAAAGACUCGUGCGCCCUCUCCAAAACGCACCCGCUUUGGACCUGGCAGCUGGGGGGCAAUGCCAUCCCCGUGCCCCCCAGCCUGAAAUUCCGGGGAUACCGUUUAGAGGACUUCUAGAUGGAGGAUAUAAGCUGGUUUACGUGCAACAGGUUGACUUUUUUUUUUUUUUUUUUGAUGGGGGACGAAGCGAAUUGAAUAUGUAGCCAAAAAAGAGAUGGAGAAUCUGAUAUUGCAAUCUCAAAAAAAAUAUUUACUCGGCUGUAACAUUUUUUGUUUCAGUGGCCUUUAAUUCCAAAUAAGUGUGUUGGUGACAGCAGCUUGUGAUCUUAAAACACAGUUUCUUAGAAGUAGGUUCUACUGAAAUCAGUGGAACUUAUUUUCAAGUGAAUGUGUUAAAUAGGGUAGGAAGAGAUCCGACUUUCCAAUCAUGAUUACUUUUUUUUUUAACCCUCAAGGAUGCCUUGUCAAAUGGAAUUUCUGGCAUUCCUUUACUUUAAAAAGAACAAAAGCUUUGUUUUAAAGAGCUUUCUCAUUCCUCACUUUCUUCAAAAGAUCCCACAACUUCUGAAAUGUUGAAAUUUGAACCUUGGUUGGAAGUAGGCCUCAAGUGUGGAGUAACUGAUGAUUUAAAAUGAAAAAACAAAACAAAAA